Strongylocentrotus purpuratus (purple sea urchin) is the source of this 1693-nucleotide messenger RNA. RefSeq lists its product as uncharacterized. The coding region runs from base 110 to 1090 and encodes 326 amino acids. Gene Ontology annotation, molecular function: DNA binding. The record is from RefSeq and is a predicted model, not a curated record. Gene Ontology annotation, biological process: DNA integration; DNA recombination. The transcript is spliced from 2 exons. NCBI's taxonomy places the organism in Eukaryota, Metazoa, Echinodermata, Echinoidea, Camarodonta, Strongylocentrotidae.
ACAGAGCUCCGCCUCACACCCAGACGAUGAGCAUGGGAAAACAGACCCAAUCCUUCCAGCGGCCACAGGCAGCAAGGAGGAAAUAGCUACACCAUUACCCAAAGAGGUUAUGCGGCAACACUUUGAGAAUCGGGGACUAAGCAGACGAACAGUGGAUAUCAUUACAGCUUCAUGGAGAGCAUCAACCUGCAAGCAGUACCAAGUUUACAUCACACAGUGGCGAAGAUUUUGCCACAGCAGGAAUACGAGUUACCUCCAAGCCGAGGUGGAAAGGGUACUAGAAUUCCUUAGUAGUUUAUUUCAUGACAGGAACCUUAGCUACAGUGCGAUCAAUACAGCUUGUAGUGCUUUAUCCACUUUUCUGAUUCUCGUUGACAGUAAUCAGACAAUAAGUACUCACCCACUUAUAACCAGACUGAUGAGAGGUGUUUUUCAACUCAGACCUGUCUUACCUAGAUAUACAGAAAUAUGGAAUAUUAGUCCAGUCCUCAAUUUUCUAAGAAAAUUGUCUCCAGUAAACUCCUUAAACCUCAGAGAUUUAACACUCAAAGUAUGUAUGCUAAUGGCUCUUGUAUCGGCACAGAGAGUGCAAACCUUGCAUAUAUUGAAGACUAACAAGAUGACCCUGAAAGGGGGCUUUGUGGUUUUUCAUUUGGAUGGACACUUGAAGCAAAGCAAACCAGGAAAUACCAAUUUUAAGUUUAAAUUGGAAGCAUAUCCACCUGAUAGAAGAUUGUGUAUUGUAAAAUAUGUGAAACAUUAUGUCCAGCGCACAGGACCACUUCGUGGGAAUGAGAACUCGUUCUUUGUAAGUUACACCAGACCUCAUAAUAGAGUAACAACUCAAACCUUAUCUCGCUGGAUCAAGACCUGCUUGCUAAGAGCAGGUGUGGAUACAAACGUUUAUAAGGCUCAUUCAACACGGGCAGCAUCAACUUCAGCAGCUGCCAAGGCAGCACUUCCAAUGGACCAGAUCCUAGCCCGAGCAGGAUGGUCUUCAGAGAAAACGUUCAGGAAGUUCUACAAGAAACCUUUUGAAAACAAGAGAAACUUUACCCAGGCAGUCUUACAAGAUAGCACACUGCUUUAAGAACUGCAUCAGAAGGCUUUUCAAUAGAACUGGCAUUAAGAGACCAGCUGUCUAAUUAAUAGAACUGGGAUUAAGAAACCAGAUGGCUAGAAUAAACUAGACACAGAAACGAACAAUGUUUUUGCAACAUUAUGACGUCUUAUAUAUGGACGUCUUGUAUGUGAAAUGUUUUGCCACAUGUAUGAACAGACUACAAUAACUGUCAAAUAUGGUGAGUCAUUGAUUAGAAGCAUUCAAUUCAAUCUGCAUAAUCAGUGUUCACUUUUCCGUACAUGUUGGUUGUUCCAAAUGUGGCUACUAUGCUUCAAAAUCUCAUGUAAUUUCGAACGACGAAAUAUGAUAUAAAAUAGUAAGAUUAAACGAGAACUUACCGUUUGAAGUUUGAUCUUUAUUUUAUGAAUAUUUAGGAGGAAGUUAUUACAUGCCCUCCUCACCCACCCAAACUUCAAACUUAAGUGUAAGUUCCCUGUUCCUUACUAUUGAGAGUAGCCACAUUUGUAGCUUUGAAUAUUGACUGCGCAUGCGCUUGGCGGGAUCUCAUGUAAUAACUUCCUCCUAAAUAUUCAUAAAAUCAAGAUCAAACUACAAACGGUAAGUUCUCAU